Messenger RNA from Saccharomyces paradoxus, 4407 nucleotides. RefSeq names its product chromatin-remodeling ATPase CHD1 (gene CHD1). Gene Ontology annotation, cellular component: chromatin; nucleus. NCBI's taxonomy places the organism in Eukaryota, Fungi, Ascomycota, Saccharomycetes, Saccharomycetales, Saccharomycetaceae. Gene Ontology annotation, molecular function: ATP hydrolysis activity; ATP-dependent chromatin remodeler activity; histone binding. The transcript has a single exon. The coding region runs from base 1 to 4407 and encodes 1468 amino acids. The record is from RefSeq and is a predicted model, not a curated record. Gene Ontology annotation, biological process: nucleosome organization; regulation of transcription by RNA polymerase II.
AUGGCAGCCAAGGAUAUUUCUACUGAAGUGCUGCAAAACCCUGAACUAUAUGGGCUGAGGCGGUCGCAUAGAGCUGCUGCCCAUCAACAAAACUACUUCAAUGAUAGCGAUGAUGAGGACGACGAAGAAAACAUUAAACGGUCUAGGAGGAAGAGAACGACAACCAUUGAAGACGAAGAAGACGAAUUUGAAAAUGAAGAAGAUGAAGAGGAUUCCGAGGAAGACGAAGUCGAGGAAGAUUUGGAAGAAGAUGACGAUUAUUAUGGCUCUCCUAUAAAGCAAAACCGUUCAAAACCGAAAUCAAGAGCAAAGUCGAAAUCUAAAUCUAAGCCAAAAUCUCAAUCGGAAAAGCAAUCUACAGUGAAGAUACCAAUAAGGUUUUCUAAUCGUCAAAACAAAACGGUAAAUUAUAACGUCGAUUAUAGCGAUGAUGACCUCUUGGAAUCUGAAGAUGACUACGAUUUCGAAGAGGCUUUAUCGGAGGAGAAUAUGCAUGAAGCAUCUGCCAAUCCUCAACCGGAAGACUUCCACGGUAUUGAUAUCGUCAUCAAUCACAGACUAAAAACAUCUUUAGAAGAAUCAAAAGUCUUGGAAAAAACUGUUCCUGACCUCAGCAACUGCAAGGAAAACUAUGAAUUUUUAAUCAAAUGGACAGAUGAAUCCCAUCUCCACAAUACCUGGGAAACUUAUGAAUCUAUUGGCCAAGUUCGUGGUCUGAAGAGAUUGGAUAACUAUUGUAAGCAAUUUAUCAUCGAAGAUCAACAAAUAAGAUUAGAUCCAUACGUUACCGCCGAAGAUAUAGAAAUCAUGGAUAUGGAACGUGAACGUAGGCUUGAUGAAUUUGAAGAGUUUCACGUACCGGAAAGAAUUAUUGAUAGCCAACGUGCUUCGUUAGAAGACGGUACCUCGCAACUUCAGUACUUGGUUAAAUGGCGCCGCCUGAAUUACGAUGAAGCUACUUGGGAAAAUGCAACAGAUAUCGUAAAAUUGGCACCUGAGCAAGUUAAACAUUUCCAGAGCAGAGAAAACUCCAAGAUUCUUCCACAAUAUUCUAGUAAUUACACUUCUCAGAGGCCACGUUUUGAGAAGUUGAGCGUGCAACCACCAUUCAUUAAAGGUGGAGAAUUAAGAGAUUUCCAGCUGACUGGUAUCAAUUGGAUGGCAUUUUUAUGGUCCAAAGGCGAUAAUGGUAUAUUGGCAGAUGAGAUGGGCCUAGGAAAAACAGUCCAAACUGUCGCAUUUAUCAGUUGGCUGAUAUUUGCCCGUAGACAGAACGGACCUCACAUUAUUGUGGUUCCUUUAUCGACAAUGCCUGCUUGGUUAGAUACUUUUGAAAAAUGGGCGCCAGAUUUGAAUUGUAUAUGCUAUAUGGGCAACCAAAAAUCAAGAGAUACCAUUAGGGAUUAUGAAUUUUACACUAAUCCACAGGCAAAGGGGAAGAAAACAAUGAAAUUUAAUGUUUUAUUAACAACAUAUGAAUACAUCUUAAAAGAUCGUGCUGAAUUAGGAGGUAUAAAAUGGCAAUUUAUGGCCGUUGAUGAAGCUCAUAGACUAAAAAAUGCCGAGUCAUCCCUCUAUGAGUCAUUAAACAGUUUCAAGGUUGCCAACCGUAUGUUGAUCACAGGUACACCUCUUCAGAAUAAUAUCAAAGAAUUAGCUGCUCUAGUUAAUUUUCUAAUGCCCGGAAGAUUUACGAUUGAUCAGGAGAUUGAUUUUGAAAACCAAGAUGAAGAACAAGAAGAAUAUAUUCAUGAUUUGCAUAGAAGAAUACAGCCUUUCAUUCUUCGUCGUUUGAAGAAAGACGUAGAAAAAUCACUUCCAUCAAAGACAGAACGUAUUUUAAGAGUUGAACUAUCUGACGUACAAACGGAAUACUAUAAGAAUAUCCUGACCAAAAACUACUCUGCUUUAACUGCUGGAGCUAAAGGGGGUCAUUUCUCUUUACUAAAUAUAAUGAACGAAUUGAAGAAGGCAUCGAAUCAUCCAUACCUAUUUGACAAUGCUGAAGAGCGCGUAUUACAGAAAUUCGGAGAUGGUAAAAUGACUCGAGAAAACGUAUUAAGAGGUUUAAUCAUGUCUUCAGGUAAGAUGGUUCUUUUAGAUCAAUUACUGACCAGAUUAAAGAAAGAUGGACACCGUGUGUUGAUCUUUUCACAAAUGGUUAGAAUGCUUGACAUUUUGGGUGACUAUUUAUCCAUUAAAGGCAUUAACUUCCAAAGGUUAGAUGGUACAGUACCAUCUGCUCAAAGAAGAAUAUCUAUUGAUCACUUCAACUCCCCGGAUUCAAACGAUUUCGUAUUUUUACUUUCCACGCGUGCUGGUGGUUUGGGUAUUAACUUAAUGACCGCCGAUACUGUUGUUAUUUUUGAUUCUGAUUGGAAUCCUCAAGCCGAUUUACAAGCAAUGGCUAGAGCUCAUCGUAUUGGUCAAAAAAAUCACGUCAUGGUGUAUAGGUUGGUUUCAAAAGAUACAGUAGAGGAAGAGGUAUUAGAAAGAGCACGGAAAAAAAUGAUUCUGGAAUAUGCUAUUAUCUCUCUGGGAGUGACAGAUGGUAAUAAAUACACUAAGAAAAAUGAACCGAAUGCUGGCGAACUAUCUGCAAUCCUGAAAUUUGGUGCAGGUAAUAUGUUUACUGCUACAGACAAUCAAAAAAAAUUGGAAGAUCUUAACUUGGACGAUGUUUUGAACCAUGCAGAGGACCAUGUUACUACUCCAGAUCUAGGAGAGUCGCAUCUUGGGGGUGAAGAGUUUUUGAAGCAAUUCGAAGUCACAGAUUAUAAAGCGGAUGUAGAUUGGGAUGAUAUUAUUCCGGAAGAAGAACUGAAAAAACUACAAGAUGAAGAGCAGAAACGCAAGGAUGAGGAAUAUGUUAAAGAACAACUCGAAAUGAUGAAUAGAAGGGAUAACGCCCUAAAAAAGAUAAAAAACAGUGUUAAUGGUGAUGGGACUGCCGCCAACUCAGAUUCUGACGACGAUAGCAGUUCCAGAUCUUCUAGAAGAAGGGCAAGAGCUAACGAUAUGGAUUCUAUCGGUGAAUCGGAGGUGAGAGCUUUGUAUAAAGCUAUUUUAAAAUUCGGCAACCUAAAGGAAAUCUUGGACGAGCUGAUUGCCGAUGGGACCUUGCCAGUCAAAUCGUUUGAAAAAUACGGUGAAACCUACGAUGAAAUGAUGGACGCUGCUAAAGAAUGUGUGCAUGAAGAAGAGAAAAAUAGAAAAGAAACCUUAGAGAAGCUUGAAAAGGAUGCUACCGCCUAUAGAGCAAAGCUAAAAAGCGGUGAAGUAAAAGCAGAAAACCAACCAAAGGAUAAUCCAUUAACGAGAUUAUCGCUAAAAAAAAGAGAAAAGAAAGCCGUCCUUUUCAAUUUUAAAGGUGUUAAAUCUUUAAACGCCGAAUCUUUAUUAAGUAGGGUGGAAGAUUUAAAGUACCUGAAAAACUUGAUAAAUUCAAACUGUAAAGAUGAUCCAUUAAAGUUUAACUUAGGUAACAGCACGCCUAAGCCUGUACAGAACUGGUCAUCUGAUUGGACGAAAGAAGAAGAUGAGAAGCUAUUGAUCGGUGUUUACAAGUAUGGAUAUGGUUCUUGGACGCAAAUAAGAGACGAUCCAUUCUUAGGCAUUACAGAUAAAAUAUUCUUGAAUGAAGUUCACAAUCCGACGGCAAAAAAAUUGGCAAGUUCCUCCGAUACGACACCAACACCCUCAAAGAAGGGAAAGGGAAUAACGGGUUCUUCCAAAAAAGUACCUGGCGCCAUUCACCUAGGCAGAAGAGUUGAUUACCUAUUAUCCUUCUUAAAAGAAGGUUCAAGCGCAAGGAGCCCCAGUGCUGAGCCAAGCUCGAAAAAGCUCCCCACUGGUCCUUCUAAAAAGAGGCAAAGAAAACCUGCUAGUCAUAGUAAGUCGAUGACUCCAGAAAUCACAAAUUCUGAGCCUGCAAAUGGCCCGCCAAGUAAACGUAUGAAAGCCCUCCCAAAGGGCCCUGCGGCCCUAAUAAACAGCACGAGAUCUUCUCCGAACAGCUCCACACCCUCAUUAAAGUCCAAGGCUUCCAGAGACAAUGGUACAAGGCAAACAAGCAACCCUAGUAGCGGCAGCGCCCACGAGAAAGAAUAUGACAGCAUGGAUGAAGAAGAAUGUAGACACACAAUGAGUGCUAUACGUACUUCUCUGAAGCGCCUCAGAAGAGGCGGCAAAGGGCUUGAUCGUAAGGAAUGGGCCAAAAUUUUGAAGACCGAACUCACUACGAUUGGUAAGCAUAUUGAAUCACAAAAGGGCUCAUCGAGAAAGACAAGCCCAGAAAAAUAUCGCAAGCACCUUUGGUCUUACAGCGCAAACUUCUGGCCUGCCGACGUUAAGAGUACAAAGCUGAUGGCAAUGUACGACAAGAUAACAGAAUCCCAAAAGAAGUGA